AUGGAAACUAGAAAAAAGGAGAGCAAAACAAACAAAUACUUAACCCCCAUUCUUGAAUUGAUCAGCCUAUACUACCAUCCUAUCCUCGCCACACCACAGCCACCACAACAUGACCGGGCCCAUUUCGUGCUGGUUCAUGGAGCCAGUCACGGGGCUUGGUGUUGGUAUAAACUGAUACCAAUAUUGAAAUCUCAAGGCCACAACGUAACUGCAGUCGACUUAGCAGCAUCCGGGAUCGAUCUACGCCGGGCUGAGACUCUACAAUCGGUCGCAGAGUAUAUUGGACCGUUGAUGGACCUAAUGGAGAGUCUAAGCGAGGAUGAGAAGGUGAUUCUCGUGGCACAUAGUUUUGGUGGGCUUGCUAUUUCCAAGGCCAUGGAGAUAUUCCAUGACAAGGUUCACAUGGCUAUUUUCGUCACUGCCCUAAUGCCUGGCCCGACCUUCAAUUUCACUUUGCUUUCUCAAGGGUUGGUGAGGUGGCAAGCUCCACAACUGGACUUGAAGUUUGUAUUUGGAAAUGGGCCUAAUAAAUCUCCUACAAUUUUUAUCAGAGGCCCACUUUCUAUUUCAUUAACUAUGUAUGACCUUAGUCCUAACUAUGACGUAGAAUUGGCGGGAUUAUUGGUACGGCCACAACGAUUAUUAGAGAUAGACACAAGUCUUGUGCUCACACCCGAGAGAUUCGGGUCGGUAAAUCGAAUCUUUGUUGUGUCCGAGAAAGACAAGUCAUUGAUUAAAGAGUUGAUUAAAGAGUUUCAGCUCUGGAUGAUCAAGAAUAAUCCUCCUAACCAAGUGGAGUAUAUCCAGGAUUCUGAUCAUAUGGUCAUGAUUUCUAGGCCGUUAGAUCUCGGUGCUCGUCUUUUGUCUUUGGCUAACAAAUUCGCUUGA
Eutrema salsugineum is the source of this 888-nucleotide messenger RNA. Its product is annotated as salicylic acid-binding protein 2. Lineage: Eukaryota; Viridiplantae; Streptophyta; Magnoliopsida; Brassicales; Brassicaceae. The record is from RefSeq and is a predicted model, not a curated record. Gene Ontology annotation, molecular function: methyl indole-3-acetate esterase activity; methyl jasmonate esterase activity; methyl salicylate esterase activity. Gene Ontology annotation, biological process: salicylic acid metabolic process; jasmonic acid metabolic process.